Molecule: messenger RNA, 2115 nt
Organism: Spea bombifrons (plains spadefoot toad)
Lineage: Eukaryota; Metazoa; Chordata; Amphibia; Anura; Pelobatidae
Gene: SLC5A12
Product: solute carrier family 5 member 12
Exons: 15
Coding region: 83-2008 (641 amino acids)
Biological process (GO): transmembrane transport; sodium ion transport
Cellular component (GO): membrane
Molecular function (GO): symporter activity; lactate transmembrane transporter activity
Source: RefSeq, a predicted model, not a curated record
UUAGUGUAAUGAAUAUUUUUGAUUGAUUAUUUUUCGAGAAAGAGAAUAAUAAUAAUAAACCCAGAGCAUCAAAGCUUGAAAUAUGUCAAACUUUGUAGCUCCUGAGAUCAAAGGCUUUAAAGAAUGGGACUAUGUGGUAUUUGCUGCACUCUUAGUAGUAUCUGCUGGAAUCGGAGUAUUCUUUGCAAUUAAAGAGAGAAAGAAGAAAACAUCUAAUGAAUUCCUAGUAGGCGGAAGGCAGAUGACAUGUGGACCCGUGGCUCUUUCAUUGACAGCCAGUUUUAUGUCUGCUAUUACAGUGUUGGGAACCCCAUCAGAAGUUGUUCGCUUUGGAGCAUACUAUCUAUAUUUUAUUAUUGCCUAUACAUUUGUAAUAACAUUUUCUGCUGAGCUCUUUAUACCAGUAUUUUACAGAUCGGGUAUCACCAGCACCUAUGAGUAUUUGGAACUACGGUUCAGCAGAGUUGUCCGAUAUGCUGCUACAAUUAUGUACAUCAUACAAACUAUACUGUACACAGGAGUCGUAGUCUACGCACCCGCGCUAGCGCUGAAUCAAGUAACUGGAUUUAAUCUGUGGGGAUCUGUAUUUGCCACUGGUAUCGUAUGCACUUUCUACUGUACCUUGGGAGGUUUGAAGGCUGUUGUGUGGACCGAUGCAUUCCAGAUGGUCGUUAUGGUCAUUGGAUUUUUAUCUGUCCUUAUUGAAGGGACAAUCCAAAAUGGGGGACCUACUAAGAUUUGGGAGACAGCCAUGAAUGGAUCACGUCUGGAUAUAUUAGACUUCAGUCCUGAUCCUUUGCAGCGACACACAUUUUGGACAAUUGCAGUGGGUGGCACCUUUACUUGGCUAGGAAUUUACGGAGUAAAUCAGUCAACGGUCCAAAGAUGCAUAUCCUGCAAAACAGAAAAACACGCAAAACUAGCCCUAUAUCUUAACUUGGUUGGUCUGUGGAUAAUCUUAGUGUGUGCCGUAUUCUCCGGAUUGGUCAUGUAUGCACACUUUCAAGGCUGCGAUCCUUGGACUGCAGGUUUUAUUUCAGCACCAGAUCAGAUGAUGCCAUAUUUUGUUAUGACCAUAUUUUCGUCACUGCCCGGACUCCCCGGGCUGUUUGUCGCUUGUGCUUUCAGUGGAACCUUGAGUACAGUUGCUGCCAGCAUUAACGCUCUUGCAACCGUUACCUACGAAGACAUCGUGAAGAACAUUUUCAAAAACAUCAGUGAUAAGAAAAGUACUUGGAUUAGCAAAGGAUUAUGUGUAGUGUUUGGCGUGCUGUGCACCGUUAUGGCUGUGGUUGCAUCCUUUAUGGGAGGGGUUGUUCAGGCUGCUCUGAGUAUCCAUGGGAUGUGCGGAGGACCUAUGUUAGGGUUAUUUACACUGGGUAUUCUGUUUCCUUGUACAAACUGGAAGGGUGCUCUUGGAGGCCUUUUAACUGGAUUCGUCAUGUCAUUUUGGGUUGGAAUUGGAGGAUUUAUUUACCCUGCACCACCAAGCAAGACAUUUCCCCUUGAAUUAAGGACAGAUGAAUGCAUAUUAGCUAAUGUGACAUCUAAUACAACAGAGUUACUAUCAACAUAUCUUCCAACAACUCUACCAACCACAGCUCCAUCAAGAUCUCUUCUCGCCGAUAACUGGUAUAGUAUAUCCUACCUAUACUAUAGUGCGGUGGGCUGCCUGUCAUGCAUUAUUGCUGGCCUUCUGAUCAGUUUUAUAACAGGACGUGAGCAUGGACGGAACAUCAAGCCAUUGUUAAUCAGACCAAUUUGCAACCUUUUCUGCUUUUGGUCUGAUAAAUACAAAGAGAUGUGUUGGUGUGGGGUUCCUCAUGAUACCGAAGAAGAUUUUGAUUCUAAAGAUAUUCUUCAUAAAGACAUUAAUAUGACACCAGUAACAGAAGUACCCACGGAAAAUGGAUAUGACAGGGACUCUACCAGGAAGCCUCCACCCGGUUAUAACGAAGCUGAGAAAUCGUACACAAAUGUAAAUGUAGAGAAAGUAUCUCAGAUGUAGAUAACAAUUCUGAUUAAUUUACGGAGUCACUACGUAUGGAUGUGGAUAUAAUCCCUUCCUUUUUAGGGUGUAUUUGAAAAUGGUAUCAUUAAACUGUAUAGUAUUUA